CUUCGUUGUCUUCCAAGUAACAUCCUCAGUUUCUUCAAAAGAAAAACCUUGAUAUAUUCGCUUCUCACUUAUUUAUAAAUAUAACUUUAUGUAUCUAUGUAUGUGUGUACGCUAUAAUAUAAUCUUUGUAUCUUCCUUCUUCUUUCAGUUAUUUGGUAAGUGCUGAGAAUUCCUUUGUCUAAAGAUGAGUUCAGGUCAGAGUGCUACAGCUUAUCAUCCAUCUUCAGCUUCACCUCCACCCGUUGGUUAUCCCACCCAAGACAUUCCACAAUACCCUCACAAUUCAUCAAUGGUGGAAACCAAGUCCAAGGGUGAUGGCUUCUGGAAAGGAUGUUGGUCUCUUCCUGGUUGGUACAUGUCUGCUUGGACCCGGGAGGGAUUACCUGCAGAAAGGACUCUGAAGCUCAAGUCAGCUAAAGCUCUCCAAAAGUCAAAUCAAGUGAUUAAUGGAGUAAUGAAUGCGUACCUUUAAUUAAUGGGGUCCACGUGUAUUUAUAAAGUAUUAAUUAUGUCUGGGCUGUAAGUGGGCCUAGGCCCUAACCCAGGCCUUUAGGUGGAUUCAUUGAAUACCAGGGGAGCUUUGAUUUUGCUAAGUAUAUUGAGGUUGUCGGCCUAAACCGACUACUUUCCUUGGCGGUUUGUGUUGCUCAUGUGUUGUCUUAGGCAGGUUGUUCCUCUAGAUGUUUAGGUUACCGGUUUAGGCCGGUUAGGCUUAGGUCAACCCAGCCUAGGCCGGUUACUUGAAUGCUUUGGUAUAUAGGUAUGGUUUUGUUAAGUUGGCUUGGUGUGGUACACCAGUCCCCCAGCCUUGACCGACAUAGGUAUCAGUCAAGGGUG
Messenger RNA from Vigna unguiculata (cowpea), 837 nucleotides. RefSeq lists its product as uncharacterized. Lineage: Eukaryota; Viridiplantae; Streptophyta; Magnoliopsida; Fabales; Fabaceae. The record is from RefSeq and is a predicted model, not a curated record.